This is a messenger RNA of Dovyalis caffra, 528 nucleotides long. Lineage: Eukaryota; Viridiplantae; Streptophyta; Magnoliopsida; Malpighiales; Salicaceae. The record is from the annotation of a GenBank genome assembly.
AUGAUUGUAGAAGAAGAAAUUCAUCCAAGCUUAUGGGUCGAACAUGACUACAGUAGAAUUGACAUUCGCCUACUACCAGUGGGUCUUCAUAUCUAUGUGUGGAGGGGAGCUCUGCUCUACGAGUACAGCCACCAUGGGAUAUACAUUGGCGAUGGAAGAGUAAUUCAUUCCAUCGGCCCGAAAGCUGGUGGACCCAGAGUGGCUUGCAAAAAAUGUGCCUUCGCAGGAAAUAUGCAGCAAGCAGUGGUGGAAACCUGUCUUGAGUGCUUCCUCUGUGGUGGACGACUCUGUCGUUAUAAUUAUGAUGUACCCAUGAACGUGCUUCGUAUCACUUCUCAUGUCAUGUGCAGUACUUGCACCAGUAAGAGAUCGAAACCGGCUAAUGAAGUUGUUGAGACUGCAAAACGUAAGUUGAAAGAAGGUUUCGGUACAUAUAACCUCAUAUCUAACAACUGUGAGCACUUCGCAACAUUCUCUAAGACAGGAACUUCUCUCUGUCAGCAAGUUCCAGGUCAUUUGCGUAUAUAG